AUGGCCGGGAGGGAAUUGGAUGACGCCGAGAGGCUGGAGAGACCAGUUCGGGACAAUGAGGUGUGGGAGCGCGAGGUCGGUGGUUGCGACCUGAUUCGUCACUCGGUGGCAGCAGCAUGGCGAAUUGGGAUGGCGGAGGCUGCGGGCAGACAGGUUGAAGAUGUGGAAUGCCCUGUGGUUGUCAUGCGACUAGAGCGCGCGUUUGACGAGGCGUUUAUGCUUCUCCGGAACUUUGACUAG
Pseudogymnoascus destructans is the source of this 240-nucleotide messenger RNA. RefSeq lists its product as uncharacterized. The record is from RefSeq and is a predicted model, not a curated record. Lineage: Eukaryota; Fungi; Ascomycota; Leotiomycetes; Thelebolales; Thelebolaceae. Bases 1 to 240 code for a protein of 79 amino acids. The transcript has 2 exons.